CCUCAGCAAAGAAGGGUUCAACAACUUCCUUUUAAACUUCGCAUUUUCCAUAACAAAGAUGGAGCCGACGCUUCCGGUUCCGGGCUCUUGCGGUCAGCCGGCCUAUGGAAUCCCAGGCAGCCACACCCAGCAGCCUGUCAGGAGAGAGCUGUACCUUGGAUCUACCGACGGUGUGUGACACCAGCAGUUACGAAGCAUCCCAGAGAGCCAGCCAGGGAAGCAGCAACCCUCUGAGUUCUCUGGAACCCCAUCCUUUUCUUUCUUCUUCGAGUACUGAUCCAGAUAGCAAUUCUCUAAAUACUGAGCAAAAAGGCUCCUGGGACUCUGAGAACUUCUGGCUUGAUCCUUCUUCGAAAGGCCAGUUGGAGACCAACGAAAAAGAGGAUGGACUUCGGAAAUCCCUGGAUAGAUUCUACAAAGCAUUUGCCCAUCCACUGCCAGGCUGUGGGGAUCCGCUCUCUGCAUCUGUGUGUCAGUGUCUGUCUCAGACAGUCUCUGAGCUCGAGGGCCAGGAGAGCCAAAGGUACGCUCUCCGCAGUUUCCAGAUGGCCCAGGUCAUCUUCAACCGGGAUGGCUGCUCUGUCUUACAGCGACAUUCCAGGGACACACGCUUUUACCCACUAGAGCAAGAAGGCAGCUCUUUAGAUGAUGAAAAGCCCAUCCCAGGACUGUCAAGAGAGGUCACUCGUUUCCUCUUGGAGCAGACUGUAAUGAAAGACUUGUAGCUGCUGCUGCUGUGAAAGCGGGCAGUGCUGGAGAGGAAGUGCUGUCGCCUGGUCCCCAGAGUCCAUGGGUGUAUGUGUGCUUCUCUGGCAUCUUUCUGUUUCCAGCUGUUAGCCAUAAGCUUUGCAGGUAGAGGCUAGCUUCAGCAACCUGAUGAUGGAGCCAGUCAGCAUCUUAGUGGGCUACCUCUUACUCACCUUGGCCAAGGCUGCUACUGACUCAGUUAGCGUUGAGUCCUAGCCCAGCUUCUUGCCUUAGUCUGUGAUCUUGAGUGCUAUCCUGGGGACCUGGCCAGAGCUGGGACUUGGGCAGGAAAUCACUUCCCUGCUUGGCUUCAUCCCUAACCCCCCCCCCCUCACCUACUGGUGUCUCUAGGGCCUUUUCUUAAUAAACUUCUUAUAUCUGCA
Molecule: messenger RNA, 1130 nt
Organism: Mus pahari (shrew mouse)
Lineage: Eukaryota; Metazoa; Chordata; Mammalia; Rodentia; Muridae
Gene: Shld1
Product: shieldin complex subunit 1
Exons: 3
Coding region: 105-725 (206 amino acids)
Biological process (GO): positive regulation of isotype switching; negative regulation of double-strand break repair via homologous recombination; positive regulation of double-strand break repair via nonhomologous end joining
Cellular component (GO): site of double-strand break
Source: RefSeq, a predicted model, not a curated record